CGAGUAGGGAUUGCGUGGGGCCAGUGGAGAAGGUCGUGCCCUAUUGGCUCGGAAGCUGCGUAGAACGGUGGGACUGGACAAGGGACAGCCAGUGGACAUCAGAGCCCCCCUUGCCUGCCCUUCCAUCCCCGGUCCUAUAAUACACACGCCACUUUUCCUUCUCCCACACAAUCAACUCACUACUACUACUACUAGAGAUUGAAGAUGUCGAGCAGAAGGACCAGAGACGCAGAGCAAGAGAUCAAUGAUCUCAUCGCCAAGCUUCAGUCUCUACUCCCGGAGACCCGUCGCCGAGGCGCCGGCCGGGCAUCAGCAGCAAAGUUACUGAAGGAGACAUGCAGCUACAUCAGGAGCCUGAACAGGGAAGUGGACGACCUCAGCGGCCGGCUCUCGGAGCUCAUGGAGACCAUGGACAGCAACAGCGUCGAGGCAGAGAUCAUACGGGGUCUGCUCCAUUCUUGAUUGAGAUAUGAUACACACAUGUACCUCUGUUCUGAGCUUAAUUAGGUUGUUCAGGCUCGAGAUGUUUUCCCCUGCAGACAACCGGCCUUCACACCUGGUUAAGAAACAGUGAUGCAUGUAAUCGACAUUUGGCUUAAUUAUACAUUGAUAUAUAUUUUAUCUGGAGCUAAAUUCUAUCCA
Molecule: messenger RNA, 642 nt
Organism: Zingiber officinale
Lineage: Eukaryota; Viridiplantae; Streptophyta; Magnoliopsida; Zingiberales; Zingiberaceae
Product: transcription factor ILI5-like
Exons: 2
Coding region: 205-462 (85 amino acids)
Biological process (GO): regulation of DNA-templated transcription; regulation of growth
Molecular function (GO): protein dimerization activity
Source: RefSeq, a predicted model, not a curated record